Danio rerio (zebrafish) is the source of this 1015-nucleotide messenger RNA. RefSeq names its product MCL1 apoptosis regulator, BCL2 family member b (gene mcl1b). The record is from RefSeq and is marked provisional. Gene Ontology annotation, biological process: regulation of apoptotic process; transmembrane transport. NCBI's taxonomy places the organism in Eukaryota, Metazoa, Chordata, Actinopteri, Cypriniformes, Danionidae. Gene Ontology annotation, cellular component: cytoplasm; nucleus.
GAGAAGAAGAAAAAAUGUAGAGUUGUUUGGAUAUUUAUAUUUACUUUAAAAGGAAGCGGUUUCACCCCAAAUUCAUCUUCGAUUGAUUUGAUUAAAGGCGUUUAUGUGGAAUUGAAAACAGAAAAUGUUCGCUGGAAGAAACAACGACAACGGCUUUUGGCCAUGCACUGGAUUACAAAGCAAACCACUGGUUAUUCCAGAACUGAAAGCGCAUAACCAGUUUGCGGUGGACUCUCUCCAGGGCUCGGUACCGUCCUCGCCUUCGGACGAAACGGGGGAUUAUCCCCCCACCGCCCUUGACAUGGACACGCGGGAGAUUAUUGACACUUUCUUAAAAAUCUUUACAGGACUCCCUCAUUCUAAAAGUGGACGAAAACAAGUACUGUCAACAAUGAGGCGGGUUGUGGACAAUCUCGCGGUGAAGCACGAGCUCGCUUACAAAGGUAUGAUUGCACGGCUGAAUCUGGAGCAGAAAGGAGAAGAUGUAAGUUUCAUCAAGCAAGUGGCAACAGAGCUCUUUAGCGAUGGCACCACAAACUGGGGUCGUAUUGCCAGCCUGCUGACAUUUGGGGCAAUGCUGUGCAAAUACCAGAAUGACAGAGGACAUAGCAAGUAUGUGAGGUUGGUAGGGGAGGAGAUCUCGUCUUAUCUACUUACAGAGCAGCGGGACUGGAUACUCAGAAACAAAGCAUGGGAUGGCUUUGUGGAGUUUUUUCAUGUCCCGGAUACAGAGGCAGCUGUGAGAAACACACUUCUAACAAUUGGUGGUGUGGCUACAUUAAGUGCAGCACUUGCCUAUUGGAUACGGUGAAUCCAUAUGGACUUUCUAAAAACUAACAAAACAAAGAAUGGAUUCAGAACUUUCAAACUAUUUUUGUAUUGUUUUUUUUUUUUUUUUUUGAGAUCAUUUUCACCAUUUUUCCUUUUCGAAGUGCUCACUGUAUUUAAAAACUGGUUUAAACCUUUAUUUGAGAAGUUAAAUGCUAUUUUUGUAUUAAAAAGUAAAAUUUUUAAA